AUGGAGUAUUUUUUACUUGACAUUUAUGGUGCCUUCAAUGCUAUUGGCGUUGGAUUCUCAUACAGAAACACUUGCACGCGAACUUUUAGAGGAAGAACCUGUGAGGUAAAAAUAAGCGAAUACAAUUACCAUCGAUUGUGCAGGAAAGUUAGGGCUCGUAACCACAAUAUGGUUAAUGCGGUUUAUACGGUUGGAACUAUGCAAGAAGAAUUGGAAAGAGCGGCAGAAACCCCUAAUGCAAUGUGGGGAAUGGUUAGGAAUCGAGUCAAUAGAAGGCGAUAUAUGAGAGCAGCGGGAGGAUUACGUGUAGUUGGGAAACGAAUAGGCAUUAAAAACAAUAUACAAGUAAUUCGGUUCGAAGAGUGUUUUGAUGAGUAUGUACCAUAUGAAAGGCAAGAAUAUAGAAGCUUUCUAACAAGAGAGGGGAAAGGGAUAAUUACUAUUUCACAAAAUAUGGGGUAUCUACAUGGCCGGCCGUUAAGCGUUACACUUGACGAAAAUGUUAUUAAUCGUGUUUUAGACCCAUAUAUCGAUAAAUUCUAUUAA
Molecule: messenger RNA, 546 nt
Organism: Funneliformis caledonium
Lineage: Eukaryota; Fungi; Glomeromycota; Glomeromycetes; Glomerales; Glomeraceae
Source: the annotation of a GenBank genome assembly